GAGGAAGAGAGAGUUUGAGAAAGAGAGAGAGAGUGAGGUGGUAGGGAGAGUCCACAGUCACCUCCUUUAUCUCAGCCUAACAUCGCUCUGCUAUUGCCAUUUCGCUUCUCAAUCCCCAAUUCUUCUAUAUUCACAUUCACUCCUCUUUUCAUUUCUCUCUCUUCAUUUUUUUUUUCUUUUUCUUCUUCUUCCUUUACAAAUUUUCAGCUCUUUAUCUUUCUCUCUCCGUGUAUCUAUGCGUGUGUUUGGAUCUCCAUUUCAGCUCUCAGAUGUGUUGCUCUCUCUAUGCUCGAAUCGUCUCCCUCCUCUUUCACAAAUUGCGGUUAGGAUCGAUUUCGCCAAUUUCCAAUCUCUGCUUGCGUUUUCUUGAGCUAGGGUUUCCAUUUUCCCGAUCCAUGAAUUAGAAACCUGUGAUUGAAUUGGGUUCAAUUCGCAUUUUCAUGCUCGAUCGAGCUCUGAGAAUUGUGAUUCAGGAAUAAUUAGGCUUUUCAUUUCGUGGAUUUCACUUUCCGAGCUGAUUUUGUUCCCUUUUUUGCAAUUAAGAACGGGCGAUGUUCAAUUUCGUAGUUCUCAUCUGAAUUUUUGGAUUUUUGUCGCUUUCAGGUGUUCUAAUAUCACAAUUUUCUCAGGUCUUAGCUCAUUUCGUCACUACGCUUGAGCUAUCUCAUUUUGAUUUCAUUUUCAAUCCCCUUUUCCCAUUCUAGAAAAUUUUCAAUUGCGCGCAAAAGGACUUGUCUUUGGGUUUUGGUCGAUUUCGCAGCUUCAAUCUUGGGAUUUUUGUAUCUGCUCCAUCUUCCCCUGAUUCAGGUUGUCAAUCUACGCUUUGCAUGGUCUUGGCUCUUCUUAGCGGUUUUGAUCACAUAUUAAGAGAUGAGUCGGACAACAAAUGAGAGUGAAGAUGGAGUGCUGUCCAAGGAUCAGAUUGAGUCUCCGAUGAUGGACGAGAGUAACGGAGGAACUGGAAAUGGUGGAAUUGUUCUAAAGAAAGGCCCAUGGACCUCGGCUGAAGAUGCAAUAUUGGUGGAGUAUGUUAAAAAGCAUGGGGAGGGAAACUGGAAUGCUGUUCAGAAGCACUCAGGCCUAUUCCGUUGUGGUAAAAGCUGCCGGCUGCGAUGGGCAAAUCACCUGAGGCCAAACCUGAAGAAAGGGGCAUUUACUCCUGAAGAAGAACAUUUGAUUGUUGAACUCCAUGCCAAGAUGGGGAACAAAUGGGCACGCAUGGCAGCACAUUUACCUGGCCGUACAGAUAAUGAGAUAAAGAACUACUGGAAUACCAGAAUUAAGCGGCGUCAGAGGGCUGGCUUACCACUUUAUCCUCCCGAGGUGUGUUUGCAAGCAUUGCAGGAGAGUCAACAAGGCCAGUCCAGUGGUGGAAUUAAUGGUGCGGAUAGAGCACAUCAUGAUUCUCUGCAAACUAACAGUUAUGAGAUACCUGAUGUUGUAUUUGAGAGUUUAAAAGGAAACAAUUGUGUCUUACCUUAUGUUCCUGAAAUUCCUGAUCUCUCUGCUAGUGGCGUGCUGAUGAAAGGCCUUAGUUCUUCUCCAUAUUGUGGUUUCAUGCCACCAACAAUGCAUCGUCAAAAGCGUCUUCGAGAAUCAACAUCUUUAUUCUCUACUUCUGAUGGUAGUUUCAAAAAUGGUUUCCCCCAGUUUGACCAUUUUCAAGAUGAUACUUGUGAUAAAGUGGGUCAGUCGUUUGGAUUGUCAUUUCCUCAUGAUCCUGAUCCUACCACUAAGAGUCCACUGUCGUUUGGUGUAAUUCAGGGUAGCCAUUCCCUUUCAAAUGGCAAUUCUUCUGCUUCUAAGCCCACCUCAGGGGCUGUGAAGCUGGAGCUCCCUUCACUCCAAUAUCCAGAAACUGAUUUAGGCAGCUGGAGCACUUCUCCUCCGCCGCCCUUACUGGAAUCAAUUGAUGCUUUUAUCCAAUCUCCCCCACCCGUUGGUGCAUUUGAGUCAGAUUGCGCUUCACCACGUAAUAGUGGCCUGCUAGAUGCUUUACUCCAUGAGGCAAAGACUCUCAGUAGUGCAAAGAAUCUUUAUUCUGACAAGAGUUCAAAUUCAUCUAGUGUUACUCCUGGUGAUAUUGCUGACAGUUCCACGUUGAACAUUUGCGAGACAGAAUGGGAAGACUAUCGUGACCCAAUUUCUCCAUUGGGUCAUUCUGCUACUUCGCUGUUCAGUGAGUGUACUCCUAUUAGUGCGAGUGGAAGUUCAUUGGAUGAACCACCGCCUGCUGAGACCUUUACCGGGUGCAAUGUGAAACCAGAACCGGUUGACCAAGCUUGGACCCCGGAUAAAGAAAAAGAAACUACACCUCAGUUGGAUUACACUCGUCCCGAUGCUUUACUUGCUUCAGAUUGGCUUGAGCACAGUACUGGGUUUAAAGACCAAGGCAUGACAGAUAGUAUUGCAUCAAUUCUUGGUGAUGAUUUGGCGACUGACUACAGGCACAUGGCUUCAGGAACUUCUAUAUCAAAUCAAGUAUGGGGUCUUGGUUCUUGUCUGUGGAACAACAUGCCUGCUGUGUGUCAAAUGUCUUCUGAUCUUCCUUAAGAAACCGGUCUGUCAAUUGUAUGAACCUGAAACUUUUGUCACCUAAUUAGUGCUGAUCAUUUGUUAACUAUGUGGGGAAGUGAGUCCUGGUCUAAGGAAGGUCAGUUGCAAGCAAUUGGGACUUGUGGUCUGUUUUUGCAUGAGUCAUGGUUGUUUUUUGUUUGUGGUUUUCACUUGGUUUCUUUUCAAACAAUGCAAUGCAUGUAUGCCUAAACAGAACCAUAUUGAGGUAUACAAUUGCAUGCAGGCGUUUGCUAUGAUUGUAGAAUAACUAUGCAUUUGGAACGUUCUGAUACAAUGGAAUCCGGUUAGUUUGUUUUU
Molecule: messenger RNA, 2874 nt
Organism: Prunus mume (Japanese apricot)
Lineage: Eukaryota; Viridiplantae; Streptophyta; Magnoliopsida; Rosales; Rosaceae
Product: transcription factor MYB33-like
Source: RefSeq, a predicted model, not a curated record